AUGGACACUCUAACACCAAAAUGUACUGACCAGUCUGCAAAAUGUGAGGGAUCCCAGGAGGGGAGGAAUGACAAAUUGUUCAAUGGCCUCGCUGCGGUGGUGAAGGUGCAAAAGUUGUACAGGGGUUAUCGUACCCGCCGCAGGUUGGCGGAUUCCGCUGUGGUUGCUCAACAGCUUUGGUGGGCAAGGGUCUAUCCAAAAAUGCAGAAUCAGAAAAAUUGUAUUUCGAACAUUGGAUUGAAGCCGCUGGAUGUAGGAGAUGGCAAAGAGGUUGAUGUUCAAGAAUGUCCAAGGCCUAAACUUCAAGAAAAUAGCAUCAAGUAUCUAGGACCUUCCAAAAAUCUUGUUGAUUCGAAGGGAAAGUGGAUAUUUGUUUUGAGUCCCACAAAGAGACUAUAUGCUGGACAGAAAAAGAGAGGAAAGUUCCAUCAUUCGAGUUUCCUCGCCGGAGGUGCUACCAUAGCUGCUGGGACGCUGAUAGUAGAGAAUGGAAUUCUUAAGUUCAUUUCUCCAAUGAGUGGACAUUACCGACCAACACAAGACAAAUUUGAAAGCUUUCUAUCUUUUUUCAAGGAAAGUGGAGUGAAUCUUGAUGAAGUCCAGGUAAACCAAGCAAUUGAAUAUUCCGGCGCCAGCGAAUAUGCUGCAAAACGGAGUGGAAGUGAGAGUGGUAAGAUGACUGAAGUUCCAAAGAACUUGGAGCCUCCAACGUUACAAACUCCCCAUGAAGAGAAGGUUUCUAAACUACCAGAAGCUGAGCAGAAUGAAACCAAAGAUGAAAACAAAAAGACUUUAUCUGAGGGUCUCGAGGAACCAAAGACAACUAUGUUUGAUCUUAAUAACUGGUCAAGUGGAGCUGGCCCAAGAAUUGGUAGUAUUGCUGACUACCCAGCUGAAGUUAGAGCACAGGCCAUGGAGUUCGUUAACCUAUCUUCCAAAAAGCCUCCUACUUCAACGCUAUAG
Molecule: messenger RNA, 963 nt
Organism: Dovyalis caffra
Lineage: Eukaryota; Viridiplantae; Streptophyta; Magnoliopsida; Malpighiales; Salicaceae
Source: the annotation of a GenBank genome assembly